Molecule: messenger RNA, 585 nt
Organism: Amoebophrya sp. A25
Lineage: Eukaryota; Dinophyceae; Syndiniales; Amoebophryaceae
Source: the annotation of a GenBank genome assembly
AUGACAACAGCAGAAUUGCUUCGUUCACGAGCUGGGCCGUCAGCGAGUGCUAGACAGCCCAGUACUCGAGGGGGCGGGGCUCAGACUAGCCCGCGGAAAGGGUUGAAGGCGUCUGAAGAACCGGAACAACCGAUGGUGCAAGUUCACUAUCCAGAACCGUUGGAGCACAGCGCUGCUGCGACGAGCAAUCACGUAUUCUAUUGUUGGAUUGUAGUUGAAUCGAUCAUGAUGUGGUACCUAAUGUGGUACCUACUUACAUCAGAAUCAAGGAAAGAUCAUGUGCGUAUGAAUAUGGUCGUAGGUAGUUGUCGGGGAAAGUCCCUGUGGUCCCUCUGAGAACUAUAAUCAGCAUCUAUCUCUCUCAAGAAAGUCUCUGAAAAACCUGAUCACAGGAACAUUCUCGACCGAGUGCACAGCUUCAUGGAACGCCACAUAUCACGAGUCAUGCGAGUAUUGGGACAGGCAUAGAAGCACAUCGUCACUCGGUGCUCCAGACUCAGUUUCAUCAAGGAACGCAUGUUGGACAAGCUUCGAAGCCAGAAGUGCUACAACCUGUUGUUCCAGCCAGUCAGCAUUUGCAGGGAG